AUGUGGAGAAGAGCAAAAGUUGUGGCUCACUUGAAGCCUGAUCCGCAACUGAUGGACGAACAGGAGCAGGAUUCAGACCCGGAAAGGCUUGCUGUGGCCAGGUUCUCAUGCUCACCCAGCAUAUCGAGGAUGGCCUCGAGAGAAACUGUACUGUGCGGACACGGCUGCUUUGGGCACUACCUGCCCAAAGUCGCCCAGAGUGAGGCCUCAACGUCCUGCCAUGAGUGCGGCGAUACAGACGAUACGGCACAACACACCCUAGAGGUGAGCAAUCGCUGGAGUGAGCAACGCCGCACUCUGGUAGCGACUAUAGGGGGAGAUCUCUCGCUGCCUAGCGUGGUAUCUGCCAUGCUAAGCGGCGUGGAAUCGUGGGAGGCAGUGGCCUUCUUUUGCGAGGAGGUGAUGUCGCAAAAGGAGGCCGCGGUACCGCGAUCCGGCGCAGGCGGCGGGGAAGAAGGCGAGUGCAGUUCGCUGCUCGUCUAA
Messenger RNA from Hyposmocoma kahamanoa, 483 nucleotides. RefSeq lists its product as uncharacterized. The transcript has 3 exons. NCBI's taxonomy places the organism in Eukaryota, Metazoa, Arthropoda, Insecta, Lepidoptera, Cosmopterigidae. The record is from RefSeq and is a predicted model, not a curated record. Bases 1 to 483 code for a protein of 160 amino acids.